AUAUUGUUUGUGUGUGAUUCGAUAUUGAAUAUUCUAAGAGUUGGGGGCUGAGCACGCGACAUCGAUUAAUAAAAACGUUGUUGAGCUGUCGAAACAUCAACAUUUCGGUUUGUUCCGUCAAAUAGUUAGCUCAGUGUGUGCAAUCAAUCGAAGUGCAAUCGCGAGUAAUUAACAGAAACAAACAAAAAAUAAUCAUGGUGAACGCAAUGGAUAAACUCAUUUUGGUUGCUGCCGUAUUAUGCUGUGUAAUUAGUUUGGCCGCAUGUCAAGAUGUGCCCGAAGCAAACAAUUCCAUAUCAGAUCUGUCAGAAGCUCGUACUUUUGGACAUCAUCUGUUGAAACGCCUUACUUUCGCUAUAAUCCCAACUGCUUUUGUUGUUGGUAUCAUAAUCACUCUUUUGGCUGCUCUGACCGUUGUCUCAAUAAAAGGUCUCGGCGUUGGGGUCAUCCUUUUGAUCAUUGCAAUUGGUCAAAUAUUGGCUCGUACAUUCCAAGCAGCACCAGUGCCAUUACCACCAUACAACUCGCCAAUUCCGCUCGUUUACCAAAGACCAGAGCCAAUCUGGUUCGACAAGCCAGCAGGAUGGUAAACUCCAUCGAAAAUGUUAACCAUGCAUGUUAACUUGUUUAAAUUAAUUUAUUGUCGCACUUAUUCCUAAGCUAAUUUAUUGCAACACCAGUAUUUAUUUAUUUAUUGAAUAAAAAUGUCAAAAUAAAGCAACUAUAAAAAUG
Molecule: messenger RNA, 732 nt
Organism: Sitodiplosis mosellana (orange wheat blossom midge)
Lineage: Eukaryota; Metazoa; Arthropoda; Insecta; Diptera; Cecidomyiidae
Gene: apn
Product: protein apnoia
Exons: 3
Coding region: 195-590 (131 amino acids)
Source: RefSeq, a predicted model, not a curated record